Molecule: messenger RNA, 15817 nt
Organism: Conger conger (European conger)
Lineage: Eukaryota; Metazoa; Chordata; Actinopteri; Anguilliformes; Congridae
Gene: zanl
Product: zonadhesin, like
Exons: 107
Coding region: 1-15603 (5200 amino acids)
Cellular component (GO): membrane
Molecular function (GO): protein binding
Source: RefSeq, a predicted model, not a curated record
AUGGAAGCUGUUUUGACCUCCUGCGACUUCAACAACAGCAGCAAACCCUACUGCAAUUUUCGCCAGGAUAGUGAAGACAAUAGUGACUGGACCCGACACAGCGGCCCCUCUCCCACUCCAGGCACUGGCCCAGAUGGCGGCUAUCCUGAUGGAAGCGGAUUCUACAUUUACCAUGAAUGUGACAAUGUUGCAAAUGGACAGACUGCCCGUCUGAUCACCCCCACAUUGGGCAUAGGCCCUGCCCAAAUGUGCGUCCAGUUCAAGUACUACAUGUAUGGGAUGGAUACACAAAACAAACUGUCAGUGCUCGUAAAAAGGCCUGAUAUGGAGGAGAACAUAUGGGAGAGAGUGGGGUUCCAGAGUCCUUCUUGGCUCGAUGGGUCUGUGACUGCGGCCACACCUGAAGGGCAGACAGUUGAAUUUGUAUUUGUGGCAACACGUGGGAUUACAUCGUCAUGUGACACAGCUUUGGACAGCAUUGUCAUCAGUGAGGGAGCUUGCCUUGAGUGUUUGUCUGAAUGUGACUUUGACACCAUGGAUGAGCUGUGUGGCUGGACCAUCACACAAGAUCCUAACAUAUUUGGCUGGGAGCAAUGGUCUGGGUCAGCUCCCACAGAAGGGACAGGACCUCAAGACGACUUCUCCAAACCAGGCUUUGGUUUGUACAUGCUGUUAGACUCCAUGUUCAGAGUGCCCGGUGCAAGUACAGAGCUUUGGAGUCCAUCCGUUUCUUCUGCAGGAUGUCUCCAACUCUCCUUCUACUACACCCUGUAUGGUACUUCCACCAAUGUGCAGAUCAACGUCUACGCUGCCACAGCUGCACCAGCAUUAACUACUGCUAAGCCCUCCACAGACGCCCCUAGACCAACCACACCAAAACCUCUGACCACAGUACCACAAGAAACUCCGAGCCCCAUCACACCACAGCCCCCAACCACUGGAGCCCCAGCAACUCCGAGCCCCACCACACCGCAGCCUCCAACCACUGCAGCCCCUGCAACUCCGAGCCCCACCACACCGCAGCCUCCAACCACUGCAGCCCCUGAAACUCCGAGCCCCAUCACACCACAGCCCCCAACCACUGGAGCCCCAGCAACUCCGAGCCCCACCACACCGCAGCCUCCAACCACUGCAGCCCCUGUGAAAUGUCCCCCCAAUGCACACUAUAAGGAAUGUGGCCCAGCCUGCAUCCCAAGCUGCCAGGAUCCCUCUACCAACUGUACCGGCUCCUGUAUCAGCGGCUGCUUCUGUGACCCAGGAUAUGUGUUCCGUGGUCGCCGCUGCGUUCCCCUUCACCAGUGUGGCUGUUUGGACGAGAGCAACAACUACUAUGAGCCAGGGGAAAUUAUCUUUGGUGAUGGCUGCUCAGAGUUGUGUCGAUGCAUUGGGAACUACACGCUGGACUGUGUCAGCAAUGCCUGUGAGCCCACAGAGGAGUGUCGUGAAUUCAACGGUGUUACAGGCUGCUAUCCUAAAGGCACCUCUACCUGCAUCGCCACAAAUGACCCUCACUACACUACGUUUGACCAUCGGCGAUAUAGCUUCAUGGGCAACUGCAGCUACCUCAUGGCAGACACCUGCAACAGCACCCUGGCCCCACCCUUUUCAGUCUAUGCUGAUAACGAGCAUCGCUACAACCAGCUCUCUGUCACCUAUGUCAAAGCAGUGCAUGUGCACACACGCGGAGUGGUGGUGUCGGUGCUGAAGGGGGGAACUGUGCAGGUGAAUGGGACUACAGUCAACCUGCCUGUGACCCCAGCUCAGGGCGUGUCUGUCUUCAAGUCGGGGAGACACUACACUGUGGCUGCAGAUUUUGGUGUUACAGUACGAUACGAUGGAAACCACUUCAUGGACAUCAAAGUCACCAGCGAUUACAAGAACAGCUUGUGUGGGCUAUGUGGAGACUACAAUGGAAACCCCAAGGAUGAUUUCCGCACACCAUCUGGUCAGCUAGUCACAAAUACCAAUGAGUUUGGGCACAGUUGGAACUCUGACACAAACUGCAACAAGAAGCCCAAUGAAACAAUCCCAGAAUGCAGUGAUGAUCAAGAGGAUAUGUAUGAGAGUCCCGCCUACUGUGGCAUGUUAUUAGAUCCCAAGGGACCCUUUGCCACCUGUCAUCCCAGAGUCAGCCCCAAUGGCUUCUUCCAGGACUGUCUCUUUGACAUGUGUGCACUGGACGGGGCUCAAACAUCGCUGUGCGAAGCACUGGAGUCCUACGUCAACGAGUGUCAGGACCGCAACGUGAGCGUUGGGUCAUGGAGAAACAGCACAUUCUGUCCUCUUCCCUGCCCAGCUAAUAGUCACUAUGAGGCGUGUGCUCCACCUUGCCCCCCAUCCUGCACCAUUCCCAGCCCAGGACAAUGCAGUGGACCAUGUGCAGAGGGGUGUGUGUGUGACACAGGAUAUGUUUACAGUUCUGGGAAAUGUAUUAAACAGGAGAGCUGUGGGUGCAACUUCAAUGGACAGUACUACCAGGCAGGGGAAGAGUUCUACACUGAGGGCUGUGAGCUCAAGUGCACAUGUGAGGGAGGGGUUGUGUCGUGCUGGCCUGGAGACUGUCCCCCUCAGCAUGCCUGUAGACUGCAGAAUGGAGUGGUGGGCUGCUACCCCUUAAGUACAAAGGACUGUUACAUCUCUGGAGACCCACAUUACACCACCUUUGAUGGGAAAUACUAUACCUUCAUGGGUACCUGCACCUAUACUCUGGCUAGGAGCUGUCAAAACCACACAGGUCCCUGGUUCUCAGUGGAGGGGAAGAAUGAGGAGAGGGGUGUGGCAGGCGUUUCAUACCUGCGCAAGCUGUAUGUCAAUGUCAGUGGAGUCACUGUCACUCUGAUGAAGAGCAGAAGGACUCUGGUGAAUGGUCUGCGUGUGUCCCUCCCGCACUCCCCUUCUCCGCUCAUCUUUCUCUCCCUGGCUGGGCAGUAUGUCACCAUGCAGACCACUUUCGGUCUGACAGUACGCUGGGACGGGAACCACUACGCACACAUCUCAGUCCCAAGCUCCUACUUCGACCAGAUGUGUGGUUUGUGUGGAGAUUAUGAUGGAAACCCAAACAAUGACUUCACCAAACCAGACGGUUCACUGGCCGGGAAUUCAAACCAGUUUGGUAACAGCUGGCAAACUGAGGACGAUGAGGAUGACAGGUGUUUGCCUGAUGACAAACCUGAACCGCCCUGUGAGCCCAGUCUUGAGGCAGAGGUGUCCAAACCUGAGAAUUGCGGCAAACUGAAUGACACCCAAGGGCCUUUCAGGGACUGCAUUGAGAUGGUUGACCCACGGCCCUAUUUCCAGAGCUGUGUGUAUGACAUGUGUCGAUAUGACGGGCUUGAGCAAACCCUAUGUGAUCAGCUGCAGUCCUACACAGAUGCCUGUCUCAGCGCAGGAGCCCCUGUCCACCAAUGGAGGGAACCAGACUUCUGCCCUCUGGCCUGCCCCCCCAACAGUCACUACUCCUUAUGUGUGAGCUCAUGUCCAGAGACAUGCGUGGGUCACAGUGGGGGUGCACAGCCAGGGUGUGGAGAGAACUGUGUGGAGGGCUGCAAGUGUGACCCCAGCUUCAUCCUCAGCAAUGAGCGCUGUGUUCCUCUCAGAGACUGUGGCUGUGUUGAUCCCCAAGGCUCUUACCACCCUGUGAAUGAGAGCUGGUAUCUGGAGGGUUGUACUGGGCGCUGUGUGUGCAGAGGGGAGGGAGUGAUUGAGUGCCACAAGAACACCUGUGCACCCAAUGAGGUCUGCCAACUGCAGGAUGGAGAAUACGGCUGCCAUCCGUUGGCAACUCCGAGCCCCACCACACCGCAGCCUCCAACCACUGCAGCCCCUGUGAAAUGUCCCCCCAAUGCACACUAUAAGGAAUGUGGCCCAGCCUGCAUCCCAAGCUGCCAGGAUCCCUCUACCAACUGUACCGGCUCCUGUAUCAGCGGCUGCUUCUGUGACCCAGGAUAUGUGUUCCGUGGUCGCCGCUGCGUUCCCCUUCACCAGUGUGGCUGUUUGGACGAGAGCAACAACUACUAUGAGCCAGGGGAAAUUAUCUUUGGCGAUGGCUGCUCAGAGUUGUGUCGAUGCAUUGGGAACUACACGCUGGACUGUGUCAGCAAUGCCUGUGAGCCCACAGAGGAGUGUCGUGAAUUCAACGGUGUUACAGGCUGCUAUCCUAAAGGCACCUCCACCUGCAUCGCCACAAAUGACCCUCACUACACUACGUUUGACCAUCGGCGAUAUAGCUUCAUGGGCAACUGCAGCUACCUCAUGGCAGACACCUGCAACAGCACCCUGGCCCCACCCUUUUCAGUCUAUGCUGAUAACGAGCAUCGCUACAACCAGCUCUCUGUCACCUAUGUCAAAGCAGUGCAUGUGCACACACGCGGAGUGGUGGUGUCGGUGCUGAAGGGGGGAACUGUGCAGGUGAAUGGGACUACAGUCAACCUGCCUGUGACCCCAGCUCAGGGCGUGUCUGUCUUCAAGUCGGGGAGACACUACACUGUGGCUGCAGAUUUUGGUGUUACAGUACGAUACGAUGGAAACCACUUCAUGGACAUCAAAGUCACCAGCGAUUACAAGAACAGCUUGUGUGGGCUAUGUGGAGACUACAAUGGAAACCCCAAGGAUGAUUUCCGCACACCAUCUGGUCAGCUAGUCACAAAUACCAAUGAGUUUGGACACAGUUGGAACUCUGACACAAACUGCAACAAGAAGCCCAAUGAAACAAUCCCAGAAUGCAGUGAUGAUCAAGAGGAUAUGUAUGAGAGUCCCGCCUACUGUGGCAUGUUAUUAGAUCCCAAGGGACCCUUUGCCACCUGUCAUCCCAGAGUCAGCCCCAAUGGCUUCUUCCAGGACUGUCUCUUUGACAUGUGUGCACUGGACGGGGCUCAAACAUCGCUGUGCGAAGCGCUGGAGUCCUACGUCAACGAGUGUCAGGACCGCAACGUGAGCGUUGGGUCAUGGAGAAACGGCACAUUCUGUCCUCUUCCCUGCCCAGCUAAUAGUCACUAUGAGGCGUGUGCUCCACCUUGCCCCCCAUCCUGCACCAUUCCCAGCCCAGGACAAUGCAGUGGACCAUGUGCAGAGGGGUGUGUGUGUGACACAGGAUAUGUUUACAGUUCUGGGAAAUGUAUUAAACAGGAGAGCUGUGGGUGCAACUUCAAUGGACAGUACUACCAGGCAGGGGAAGAGUUCUACACUGAGGGCUGUGAGCUCAAGUGCACAUGUGAGGGAGGGGUUGUGUCGUGCUGGCCUGGAGACUGUCCCCCUCAGCAUGCCUGUAGACUGCAGAAUGGAGUGGUGGGCUGCUACCCCUUAAGUACAAAGGACUGUUACAUCUCUGGAGACCCACAUUACACCACCUUUGAUGGGAAAUACUAUACCUUCAUGGGUACCUGCACCUAUACUCUGGCUAGGAGCUGUCAAAACCACACAGGUCCCUGGUUCUCAGUGGAGGGGAAGAAUGAGGAGAGGGGUGUGGCAGGCGUUUCAUACCUGCGCAAGCUGUAUGUCAAUGUCAGUGGAGUCACUGUCACUCUGAUGAAGAGCAGAAGGACUCUGGUGAAUGGUCUGCGUGUGUCCCUCCCGCACUCCCCUUCUCCGCUCAUCUUUCUCUCCCUGGCUGGGCAGUAUGUCACCAUGCAGACCACUUUCGGUCUGACAGUACGCUGGGACGGGAACCACUACGCACACAUCUCAGUCCCAAGCUCCUACUUCGACCAGAUGUGUGGUUUGUGUGGAGAUUAUGAUGGAAACCCAAACAAUGACUUCACCAAACCAGACGGUUCACUGGCCGGGAAUUCAAACCAGUUUGGUAACAGCUGGCAAACUGAGGACGAUGAGGAUGACAGGUGUUUGUCUGAUGACAAACCUGAACCGCCCUGUGAGCCCAGUCUUGAGGCAGAGGUGUCCAAACCUGAGAAUUGCGGCAAACUGAAUGACACCCAAGGGCCUUUCAGGGACUGCAUUGAGAUGGUUGACCCACGGCCCUAUUUCCAGAGCUGUGUGUAUGACAUGUGUCGAUAUGACGGGCUUGAGCAAACCCUAUGUGAUCAGCUGCAGUCCUACACAGAUGCCUGUCUCAGCGCAGGAGCCCCUGUCCACCAAUGGAGGGAGCCAGACUUCUGCCCUCUGGCCUGCCCCCCCAACAGUCACUACUCCUUAUGUGUGAGCUCAUGUCCAGAGACAUGCGUGGGUCACAGUGGGGGUGCACAGCCAGGGUGUGGAGAGAACUGUGUGGAGGGCUGCAAGUGUGACCCCAGCUUCAUCCUCAGCAAUGAGCGCUGUGUUCCUCUCAGAGACUGUGGCUGUGUUGAUCCCCAAGGCUCUUACCACCCUGUGAAUGAGAGCUGGUAUCUGGAGGGUUGUACUGGGCGCUGUGUGUGCAGAGGGGAGGGAGUGAUUGAGUGCCACAAGAACACCUGUGCACCCAAUGAGGUCUGCCAACUGCAGGAUGGAGAAUACGGCUGCCAUCCGUUGGCAACUCCGAGCCCCACCACACCGCAGCCUCCAACCACUGCAGCCCCUGUGAAAUGUCCCCCCAAUGCACACUAUAAGGAAUGUGGCCCAGCCUGCAUCCCAAGCUGCCAGGAUCCCUCUACCAACUGUACCGGCUCCUGUAUCAGCGGCUGCUUCUGUGACCCAGGAUAUGUGUUCCGUGGUCGCCGCUGCGUUCCCCUUCACCAGUGUGGCUGUUUGGACGAGAGCAACAACUACUAUGAGCCAGGGGAAAUUAUCUUUGGCGAUGGCUGCUCAGAGUUGUGUCGAUGCAUUGGGAACUACACGCUGGACUGUGUCAGCAAUGCCUGUGAGCCCACAGAGGAGUGUCGUGAAUUCAACGGUGUUACAGGCUGCUAUCCUAAAGGCACCUCCACCUGCAUCGCCACAAAUGACCCUCACUACACUACGUUUGACCAUCGGCGAUAUAGCUUCAUGGGCAACUGCAGCUACCUCAUGGCAGACACCUGCAACAGCACCCUGGCCCCACCCUUUUCAGUCUAUGCUGAUAACGAGCAUCGCUACAACCAGCUCUCUGUCACCUAUGUCAAAGCAGUGCAUGUGCACACACGCGGAGUGGUGGUUUCGGUGCUGAAGGGGGGAACUGUGCAGGUGAAUGGGACUACAGUCAACCUGCCUGUGACCCCAGCUCAGGGCGUGUCUGUCUUCAAGUCGGGGAGACACUACACUGUGGCUGCAGAUUUUGGUGUUACAGUACGAUACGAUGGAAACCACUUCAUGGACAUCAAAGUCACCAGCGAUUACAAGAACAGCUUGUGUGGGCUAUGUGGAGACUACAAUGGAAACCCCAAGGAUGAUUUCCGCACACCAUCUGGUCAGCUAGUCACAAAUACCAAUGAGUUUGGACACAGUUGGAACUCUGACACAAACUGCAACAAGAAGCCCAAUGAAACAAUCCCAGAAUGCAGUGAUGAUCAAGAGGAUAUGUAUGAGAGUCCCGCCUACUGUGGCAUGUUAUUAGAUCCCAAGGGACCCUUUGCCACCUGUCAUCCCAGAGUCAGCCCCAAUGGCUUCUUCCAGGACUGUCUCUUUGACAUGUGUGCACUGGACGGGGCUCAAACAUCGCUGUGCGAAGCGCUGGAGUCCUACGUCAACGAGUGUCAGGACCGCAACGUGAGCGUUGGGUCAUGGAGAAACGGCACAUUCUGUCCUCUUCCCUGCCCAGCUAAUAGUCACUAUGAGGCGUGUGCUCCACCUUGCCCCCCAUCCUGCACCAUUCCCAGCCCAGGACAAUGCAGUGGACCAUGUGCAGAGGGGUGUGUGUGUGACACAGGAUAUGUUUACAGUUCUGGGAAAUGUAUUAAACAGGAGAGCUGUGGGUGCAACUUCAAUGGACAGUACUACCAGGCAGGGGAAGAGUUCUACACUGAGGGCUGUGAGCUCAAGUGCACAUGUGAGGGAGGGGUUGUGUCGUGCUGGCCUGGAGACUGUCCCCCUCAGCAUGCCUGUAGACUGCAGAAUGGAGUGGUGGGCUGCUACCCCUUAAGUACAAAGGACUGUUACAUCUCUGGAGACCCACAUUACACCACCUUUGAUGGGAAAUACUAUACCUUCAUGGGUACCUGCACCUAUACUCUGGCUAGGAGCUGUCAAAACCACACAGGUCCCUGGUUCUCAGUGGAGGGGAAGAAUGAGGAGAGGGGUGUGGCAGGCGUUUCAUACCUGCGCAAGCUGUAUGUCAAUGUCAGUGGAGUCACUGUCACUCUGAUGAAGAGCAGAAGGACUCUGGUGAAUGGUCUGCGUGUGUCCCUCCCGCACUCCCCUUCUCCGCUCAUCUUUCUCUCCCUGGCUGGGCAGUAUGUCACCAUGCAGACCACUUUCGGUCUGACAGUACGCUGGGACGGGAACCACUACGCACACAUCUCAGUCCCAAGCUCCUACUUCGACCAGAUGUGUGGUUUGUGUGGAGAUUAUGAUGGAAACCCAAACAAUGACUUCACCAAACCAGACGGUUCACUGGCCGGGAAUUCAAACCAGUUUGGUAACAGCUGGCAAACUGAGGACGAUGAGGAUGACAGGUGUUUGUCUGAUGACAAACCUGAACCGCCCUGUGAGCCCAGUCUUGAGGCAGAGGUGUCCAAACCUGAGAAUUGCGGCAAACUGAAUGACACCCAAGGGCCUUUCAGGGACUGCAUUGAGAUGGUUGACCCACGGCCCUAUUUCCAGAGCUGUGUGUAUGACAUGUGUCGAUAUGACGGGCUUGAGCAAACCCUAUGUGAUCAGCUGCAGUCCUACACAGAUGCCUGUCUCAGCGCAGGAGCCCCUGUCCACCAAUGGAGGGAGCCAGACUUCUGCCCUCUGGCCUGCCCCCCCAACAGUCACUACUCCUUAUGUGUGAGCUCAUGUCCAGAGACAUGCGUGGGUCACAGUGGGGGUGCACAGCCAGGGUGUGGAGAGAACUGUGUGGAGGGCUGCAAGUGUGACCCCAGCUUCAUCCUCAGCAAUGAGCGCUGUGUUCCUCUCAGAGACUGUGGCUGUGUUGAUCCCCAAGGCUCUUACCACCCUGUGAAUGAGAGCUGGUAUCUGGAGGGUUGUACUGGGCGCUGUGUGUGCAGAGGGGAGGGAGUGAUUGAGUGCCACAAGAACACCUGUGCACCCAAUGAGGUCUGCCAACUGCAGGAUGGAGAAUACGGCUGCCAUCCGUUGGCAACUCCGAGCCCCACCACACCGCAGCCUCCAACCACUGUAGCCCCUGUGAAAUGUCCCCCCAAUGCACACUAUAAGGAAUGUGGCCCAGCCUGCAUCCCAAGCUGCCAGGAUCCCUCUACCAACUGUACCGGCUCCUGUAUCAGCGGCUGCUUCUGUGACCCAGGAUAUGUGUUCCGUGGUCGCCGCUGCGUUCCCCUUCACCAGUGUGGCUGUUUGGACGAGAGCAACAACUACUAUGAGCCAGGGGAAAUUAUCUUUGGCGAUGGCUGCUCAGAGUUGUGUCGAUGCAUUGGGAACUACACGCUGGACUGUGUCAGCAAUGCCUGUGAGCCCACAGAGGAGUGUCGUGAAUUCAACGGUGUUACAGGCUGCUAUCCUAAAGGCACCUCCACCUGCAUCGCCACAAAUGACCCUCACUACACUACGUUUGACCAUCGGCGAUAUAGCUUCAUGGGCAACUGCAGCUACCUCAUGGCAGACACCUGCAACAGCACCCUGGCCCCACCCUUUUCAGUCUAUGCUGAUAACGAGCAUCGCUACAACCAGCUCUCUGUCACCUAUGUCAAAGCAGUGCAUGUGCACACACGCGGAGUGGUGGUGUCGGUGCUGAAGGGGGGAACUGUGCAGGUGAAUGGGACUACAGUCAACCUGCCUGUGACCCCAGCUCAGGGCGUGUCUGUCUUCAAGUCGGGGAGACACUACACUGUGGCUGCAGAUUUUGGUGUUACAGUACGAUACGAUGGAAACCACUUCAUGGACAUCAAAGUCACCAGCGAUUACAAGAACAGCUUGUGUGGGCUAUGUGGAGACUACAAUGGAAACCCCAAGGAUGAUUUCCGCACACCAUCUGGUCAGCUAGUCACAAAUACCAAUGAGUUUGGACACAGUUGGAACUCUGACACAAACUGCAACAAGAAGCCCAAUGAAACAAUCCCAGAAUGCAGUGAUGAUCAAGAGGAUAUGUAUGAGAGUCCCGCCUACUGUGGCAUGUUAUUAGAUCCCAAGGGACCCUUUGCCACCUGUCAUCCCAGAGUCAGCCCCAAUGGCUUCUUCCAGGACUGUCUCUUUGACAUGUGUGCACUGGACGGGGCUCAAACAUCGCUGUGCGAAGCACUGGAGUCCUACGUCAACGAGUGUCAGGACCGCAACGUGAGCGUUGGCCCAGGACAAUGCAGUGGACCAUGUGCAGAGGGGUGUGUGUGUGACACAGGAUAUGUUUACAGUUCUGGGAAAUGUAUUAAACAGGAGAGCUGUGGGUGCAACUUCAAUGGACAGUACUACCAGGCAGGGGAAGAGUUCUACACUGAGGGCUGUGAGCUCAAGUGCACAUGUGAGGGAGGGGUUGUGUCGUGCUGGCCUGGAGACUGUCCCCCUCAGCAUGCCUGUAGACUGCAGAAUGGAGUGGUGGGCUGCUACCCCUUAAGUACAAAGGACUGUUACAUCUCUGGAGACCCACAUUACACCACCUUUGAUGGGAAAUACUAUACCUUCAUGGGUACCUGCACCUAUACUCUGGCUAGGAGCUGUCAAAACCACACAGGUCCCUGGUUCUCAGUGGAGGGGAAGAAUGAGGAGAGGGGUGUGGCAGGCGUUUCAUACCUGCGCAAGCUGUAUGUCAAUGUCAGUGGAGUCACUGUCACUCUGAUGAAGAGCAGAAGGACUCUGGUGAAUGGUCUGCGUGUGUCCCUCCCGCACUCCCCUUCUCCGCUCAUCUUUCUCUCCCUGGCUGGGCAGUAUGUCACCAUGCAGACCACUUUCGGUCUGACAGUACGCUGGGACGGGAACCACUACGCACACAUCUCAGUCCCAAGCUCCUACUUCGACCAGAUGUGUGGUUUGUGUGGAGAUUAUGAUGGAAACCCAAACAAUGACUUCACCAAACCAGACGGUUCACUGGCCGGGAAUUCAAACCAGUUUGGUAACAGCUGGCAAACUGAGGACGAUGAGGAUGACAGGUGUUUGUCUGAUGACAAACCUGAACCGCCCUGUGAGCCCAGUCUUGAGGCAGAGGUGUCCAAACCUGAGAAUUGCGGCAAACUGAAUGACACCCAAGGGCCUUUCAGGGACUGCAUUGAGAUGGUUGACCCACGGCCCUAUUUCCAGAGCUGUGUGUAUGACAUGUGUCGAUAUGACGGGCUUGAGCAAACCCUAUGUGAUCAGCUGCAGUCCUACACAGAUGCCUGUCUCAGCGCAGGAGCCCCUGUCCACCAAUGGAGGGAGCCAGACUUCUGCCCUCUGGCCUGCCCCCCCAACAGUCACUACUCCUUAUGUGUGAGCUCAUGUCCAGAGACAUGCGUGGGUCACAGUGGGGGUGCACAGCCAGGGUGUGGAGAGAACUGUGUGGAGGGCUGCAAGUGUGACCCCAGCUUCAUCCUCAGCAAUGAGCGCUGUGUUCCUCUCAGAGACUGUGGCUGUGUUGAUCCCCAAGGCUCUUACCACCCUGUGAAUGAGAGCUGGUAUCUGGAGGGUUGUACUGGGCGCUGUGUGUGCAGAGGGGAGGGAGUGAUUGAGUGCCGCAAGAACACCUGUGCUCCCAAUGAGGUCUGCCAACUGCAGGAUGGAGAAUACGGCUGCCAUCCACUGGGUCAUGGAACAUGUUCAGCUUCUGGUGACCCUCACUACCUCUCUUUUGACAAGAAAGUUCAUCACUUCCAAGGCUCUUGCUCUUAUACUCUUACCAAGCCGUGUAAUGUCUCUUCUGGGUUGCCAUACUUCUCUGUCGUCACCCAGAAUGAGCAUCGUCGCAAUAACAAGGAUGUCUCCUAUGUCCGUGCUGUUAUUGUCAAUGUUCAAGGUUCUGAAGUCAUACUGAGCAGUGCGCGGAGAGUUCAGGUGAACAGUGUAAGGGUCCACCUCCCUGUGUCUCUCCCCAAUGGUGUGAGCAUCUAUUUGAGUGGGACAUUUGCAGUUCUGGAUGCAGAUUUUGGCCUGCUAGUACGAUAUGAUGGGAACCACCAUGUGGAUGUCAGCCUGCCCUCCUCCUAUAGUGGACUGUUGUGUGGACUCUGUGGAAACUAUAAUGGUAAACCCAGUGAUGAUAACCUGAAACCAGAUGGCAAACCGGCAGCCAACACCAAUCAGUUGGGAGAAAGUUGGCAAGUCGCAGACAACCGCACCAACUGUUCUCAUGGUGGGGGAGUAGAUGAGUGUGACGAGAAGGUGGAGAAUGAGGCUCAGAAACCAAUCAGCUGUGGCAUGAUCACUGACCCCAGCGGUAUCUUCAAGCCCUGCCACACGGUGGUGCCCCCAGAUAUUUCUUUUGAGAACUGCGUGUAUGACCAGUGCGGAACUGGGGGAGACACUGUGGCUUUGUGCCAGGCCCUCCAAAGCUAUGCUGAUCUGUGUGCCCUGAACGGAGUUCCCAUAUCCUGGAGAAACAACACCUUCUGCCCUCUCAAGUGCCCAGUCGGCAGUCACUACUCCCACUGUGGUACAGCCUGCCCCACCAGUUGCCAGAACCCUGGCUCUGUCAGCAGCUGUGACAGGCCCUGCGUGGAGGGGUGUGUGUGUGACUCUGGCCUGGUGCUCAGUGGGGACAAGUGUGUUCCCUUCAGCCAGUGCGGCUGCACAGACAAAGACCACAAUUACCAGCCGGUGGGCAAUAGCUGGUUUCCUGCGGCUGACUGCUCAGAGCGCUGUGUGUGCUCCUCCUCCAACAACAUCACGUGUGAGCCCUGGCAGUGCAGCCCUGCCCAGGAAUGUGGGGUUCAGGAGGGCCAGCUGGCCUGCCACUCCACAGGUGUGGGAGUGUGCCAUGUGGCUGGUGACCCGCACUACUACACCUUUGAUGGAAAGAUGCACACCUUCAUGGGCACCUGCUCGUACACCCUGGUGGAGGUGUGCAACAGCAGCAGGGUCACCCCUUUCACUGUCGUGGCCAAGAACGAGGAGCGGGGCCAGCCGGAGGCGUCCUACGUGCGCUCGGUCACCGUCACUCUGCCCACCGCCAACGUCACACUCAGCAAGGGCCGCAGAGUGCUGCUGAAUGGCCGCAGGAUACGCACUCCAAUGACCAUCACUGGAGCCGGGGCCCGGGUGGCUACCAGCGGGGUGUACACUGUGCUGGACACAGAUUUUGGGCUGAUUGUCAAAUUUGAUGGAGUGCAUCAACUGGAGAUUACAAUACCAGGAGACUAUUUUGACAAGGUGUGUGGCAUGUGUGGGAAUUACAACAGCAAUCCCACAGACGAUGACCUAAUGCCCAAUGGACUUCCAGCUAAAGAUGUCAUUGAACUGGGUAACAGAUGGAAAGCGGAGGGAGACAGUGAUCCUGGCUGCCAGCCGGACGACCGGGAGGACCUUCACCCCAACUGCACAGCGGAGGAGGAGCUCCAGUACAAGGAUCAGUGCGCUGAGCUGAUCCAGUCCGCCGCCUUUCAGCUCUGCCACGGUCCCCUGGCUCCCGGGCCAUUCCUGGACAACUGCGUGUACGACAUGUGCGAGUACAACGGCAUGCAGGGGAUGCUGUGCGACAACGUGGAGGCGUACGCGCAGGCCUGCCAGAGCCUCGGAACCACAGUCAGCUGGAGGAACGCCACGUUCUGUCCUCUGCCCUGCCCUCCCAACAGCCACUACUCAGACUGCACGGCCCCCUGUCCUGCCAGCUGCGCGGACCUCUUUCCCAGUAGCUGCCCUCAGCCGCCCAACGCGUGCGUGGAGGGAUGCCAGUGCAACGCCGGGUUCGUGCUGAGCGACGGUCGGUGUGUGCCGCUGGCCGACUGCGGCUGCGUGGAUCCCAUUGGGGAGUACCACAAUGUGGGUGACUCUUGGCUGAACGACCACUGCAACAGGCAGUGCAGCUGCACCCUGGGUGGGAUUCUGCAUUGCGUGCCGUUUGAGUGCAGAGACAACUCCAUCUGCUUCCUGGACAAAGAGGGACUUCGCUACUGCAUGCCUGAGAGGUUUGAGAAGUGUAGUAUUUCAGGAGACCCUCAUUACCGCACCUUUGACGGGUUCGUUCACCACUACCAAGGCCCCCACACUUAUGUCCUCACCCAGAGCAUUAACAUAUCCAGCUCACUGGUGCCCCUGACUGUUCAGGGCAAGAACGCACGGAGGGGUGGUAACCGGCGUGUCUCCUUCCUGCAUGAGGUUUAUGUUGACGUGUACGAGGUCAAUGUUCGCUUCUUGCAGAGGAAGAUCAUCUUGGUGAACGGGGAGAGAGUACAGCCUCCCCUGCAGCCCAAGGAGGGACUCAAAGUCACCAUGAACUCCCAGAACAUGCAGCUGUCCACUGACUUUGGCCUCACAGUCCGCUUUGAUGGCAGAAGCCACGGCGAGGUGAUUUUGCCUAGCACCUAUGAGUCAGCAGUCAGAGGACUGUGUGGGAACUACGAUGGCCGACGCAACAACGAGUACAUGAAGCCCGACGGCACACUCACACGCAAUUUAAACGAGUUUGGGGACAGCUGGAUAGUGAGUGACCGGGAGGAGCCUGCUACACGCACUGCCACCUUGCCUGCAGUGGUACACCUGUAUAGGCGUGAGGUGGAGCAAGAGCCAGACAAUGGGUUUGAAACCGACGGGUGCACAGAAACGCAGCUAACCGAGCUAAACAGCACAUGGCAGUGUGGAGCGCUUUCUGAUCUUACAGGACCUUUCGCAGUCUGCCACUCUAGCCUCCAUCCCAAGGUGUUCCAGGAUGACUGUGUGUUCGACCUCUGCGCAGUGCAAAGCAGCCCUCAGCUGCGUUGUGACAGCUAUGAGGUAUACGCUCAGGCCUGUCAAGAGCAGGGCGUCACCCUUGGGGACUGGAGACUGCAGCUGGAGUGCGGCCUGACAUGUCCAGCGAACAGUACCUACAAACUCUCCACCACCCUGUGCCCGGCCUCAUGUGCUGACCUGGCUGCGCCAUCUGCGUGCGCUGAGUCAUUCUCCAUGGAGGGCUGUCAGUGUGACCCAGGUUACGUUAUGAGCGGCACCGACUGUGUGCCUUACACCCAGUGUGGCUGCACUUUCCAGGAAAGAUAUUACUUGCUGAAUGAGAAGUUUGUGUCAGAGGACUGCUCUCAGAGCUGUGAAUGCACACCAACAGGGGCUGUAUGUCAAUCAAAAAGCUGUCCUGAAACCCAUGUCUGCACUAUCUACAACAUGACACGGGACUGCUUCCUAAAGAGUGCAUGUUUGAGCAGCCCCUGUCUUAACGGAGGGACAUGCCUGCAUACAUCAAAGGAUCUAGGCUUUACCUGUCUGUGUGCUGAAGGGUUCCAGGGUCCGUACUGUGAGGAAAUCACCUGUCCCAGCUGUCUAGAUGAGACUACAAUUAUUCUCAUUGGAGUUCUGGUCCCCCUUGGAGUCAUUAUCCUCAUCGUGAUAUGCAUUUGUGUAUAUAAACAAACAGCAAGAAAGAAGAGAUUACAAUUUAAAGACAAACUUCAGAUGUCCAAAACAAAAGGUACCAAUUAUGAAAACAUGGAUUCUACAGAUGAGAGUGCAAAAAUAACUCAGUUUUGACCGGAUUUGAAACUGCUUCAUCCAGAGAAAUACAUGGAGAGCAAUUCAUUAUAUAGUUAUUGUUAAUUGAGCAUUACUAGCAUAGUUCUAUUCUGAUUAAAAUGCAUAUCAUCUCUUCUUAUUUGGUUUGAACUGUAUGUGUGUUAAUUGCAAUCAUUUUACUUUUUUAUUAACUUAUUUUUAAAAGCCUGUAAUUAUGAAUGUAUUGCAAUAU